AUGGAACCCGCCGAAUCCGAGCCCUACCCUAUUCAUGUUGGCACCUGGACGAACUGGUCUUACGGACGCAUUUUAGGAGUUACGCUUACUCUUCCGCGGCGUGAAGGCGAUCUCCUUAUCGCAUUCUUUGCACUCUUCGUCACCAUAGUUGGAACCAGCGUUUGGAGGAUAUCCUGCUUCACGCUCCAUCAGCUAUAUUCCCGUGAGGCGGCAAGAGACGGGCUUUAUCACCAACGCCAAGCCAUCCUACGCAAUUCGGCCAACGGAGCUAGCGGCCUUUGGAGCUUUCUCCAAGUAACAUGGUCGUGGCGCGGGAACUCACGAAGGCUCUACCGGCGAAUCAUCCCCGUCAUCACACUGACAAUCUUACUUCUCGGUCUCUUUGCCGCCGCCAGUGGAUUCUCUUCUCGAAUCGCGACUACGAUGGGAAAUGAAGUGCUCCUCUCGGCGCAACGUUGCGGCGCCUUGGACCCAAACGCCGCCCAGAACUUUACGGGUUACGAAAGUUCGAUUGUGGCCUACUGGUCCCAGCGCCUUAAUGUAUACGCCAACUACGCAGAGCAAUGCUACUCAAACAAGUCAGACCUCAACAGUUGUCAAACGUUCAUCAAUAAGCAGUUGAAAACGACUGUCGAUCGCAACGCAAGCUGCCCUUUCCACGGAAACAUUUGCUCAACAUCGUCAAACAUCCGGUUUGACACAGGUUUCCUGGAUAGUCACUACGACCUUGGCCUCAACUCGCCACCCAGUGAGCGGUAUCUUUAUCGAAGGACGACCCAUUGCGGACCACUACGCACCGAAGGACGCAAGAAAUUGGUCUACGACAACGAAACGGGAGCAAAUCUCUGGAGGUACUACUUCGGAGAGCAAUUAGAUGCUCCGUUCACCUAUGAGUACCCAGGUCUCUCUUCCGGGGAUGAGUGGGGUGGAACCACGGCAGACUAUACACUGAAGCCACUGAUAUCAAUUACCGAGAAUGGAACUCGAAAUUGGGCUGAAAAUGAGUUCUGGCCUAUACCAGAAAUGGAUUACCCUGAUUCAGACGUCAUGCUCUUCUUUCUAUCACCAAACCGUAUAGUUUUCCUCGAGGAGAUCAACGACCCCUGGUACUCGGCUCACAAGUAUGCUGGGCAAAUCGGCAAUUCAUUCGCUCAGAACGAUCCGUCGGCCGAGUACCUCAAUGUAUAUUUCAGAGACGAUGCUGCUUCUGUUCUUGGAUGUAUACUGCAAGACCAGUUCUGCAACCCAAACUUACCACCGGACAAGCGCUGCGUUUCCACCGCCACAUCAGGCUACGACGCAGUAUUUAACCUUUGGAAGGAUAAGAAAGCACAAUUGCGAGUCAAAUCUGCCAUAGAAGCACACUUCGCAUUCGUUGCCUCUAUUUCCUCCGUGGUCGAGAUUCUCGGUGUGCCGGCCUUGACCUCUCGAUACAAACUUGCCGCUGGCAUGCAGAGAGCUUUACCAGACAACCAAUGGCAGUUGGACGUCGAGCAUUGGCAUGAGACAUCCAUGGCCUACCUCCAGGGCACAUACAUCGACGCCGCGACCAGACCAUCAGACCCCGAAUUCCUUCCAUACCUCGUCGAACCCAAAGGCGACGACGAGCGCUACUUUUGCCGGAACCAGAAAAUCCGCAGCACCGCCUACACCAACUUCUCCGUCUUCUACCUCGCGCUCGUCUUCUCCCUCGGCGCCGUCGUCAUCAUCCUCUCCUACACCCUCGAGCAGCUCGUCGCCACCAUCCAGCGCCGGUACAACCUCGACAAACACGCGCGGCUGGAGUGGUGCACGAACGAGACGCUCCAGCUGCAGCGGCUGGCGCACGAGGAACUGCUCGGUUUGCGCGGCGUGACGUGGAAGGGCUGCACCGGUGGUGUGCCCGUGGUGACGGAGCGUGGGCGCUUGCUGGGGGUGCUGGAUUUGGAGGAUCUGGAGCACCCGAGGCUCAAGGCGCCGCUGGUGUCGUUUGAGGAGGAGGGUUUGGCAGGGGGAGGUGGAAGUUGGGGCUGUGGUGGGCAAGAAAGUGAACAAAAGGGGGUGGUACAGUCUGCCCGGGUCAGUGAGGAGCGAUCUCUGAGCUUGAACGAUAGGGAUUGUGUAAGUGUCGUUUCGGGAGAAGGAGAUGCGCAGAGCUUUCGAUCUGUUCGGCGCACCGAUGAUUGA
Diplodia corticola is the source of this 2166-nucleotide messenger RNA. Its product is annotated as cytochrome p450 protein. The transcript has 3 exons. The record is from RefSeq and is a predicted model, not a curated record. Bases 1 to 2166 code for a protein of 721 amino acids. NCBI's taxonomy places the organism in Eukaryota, Fungi, Ascomycota, Dothideomycetes, Botryosphaeriales, Botryosphaeriaceae.